Messenger RNA from Penicillium atrosanguineum, 3558 nucleotides. RefSeq names its product putative RNA polymerase II transcription elongation factor (Ctr9). The record is from RefSeq and is a predicted model, not a curated record. Gene Ontology annotation, cellular component: Cdc73/Paf1 complex. Gene Ontology annotation, biological process: regulation of DNA-templated transcription. The coding region runs from base 1 to 3558 and encodes 1185 amino acids. Lineage: Eukaryota; Fungi; Ascomycota; Eurotiomycetes; Eurotiales; Aspergillaceae. The transcript is spliced from 2 exons. Gene Ontology annotation, molecular function: RNA polymerase II complex binding.
AUGGCGCCCCUCGAAAACGGCCACGCCAAUGGCUUAAAUGGAGAUGCACUGCCUCCAACAGCCUCAAUGGCCUCUCUGCGCUUCUCCGAUAUCCCUGACGCCAUCGAUAUUCCCGCCUCCAGUUUCGAUAGCGAAGUCGAAGUCAGCCUCCUCGAUCUCCCCGAAGACCCGACCGAGCUUUGCACAUUGUUGGAAAACGAGAGAGCUGCCAAGAACUUCUGGGUUAUCAUCGCUCUGGCUUAUGCCAAGCGAAAGCAGAUCGAUCAUGCUAUCGAUAUUCUGAACAAGGGCUUGGCCUCCGUGGCCCACGGUGCCACCAAAGAGAAACUUGGUCUUCUGGGCUGGGUCUGCUGGCUGCUGAUGCUGAAGAGUCGUCAGGCCCCGAGAGUCGCGCCCGAAGGUGAACUUUACUCGGAAGCAAAGACUAAGGAUCACUACCUUCAGCUCGCGACCUCGACCUUGAACGAGGCCUCGCGUCUGAACCCGGCAUAUCCACCUCUGUUCCUGGCGCGUGGCGUCCUCUGUCUUCUUCGUGCCUCUUUAUACCCUCCUCGGGCUGCUCGCCCGGGUGCCAUCGAUACAUCUGAAAGAGCGGAAGCUCUGCGUCAGGCAUUGAAGUGCUUUGAUGAAUCUUCAAAGGCAUUUGGUGGCCGCAAUAUCAUGGCUAUUCUGGGCCGCGCUCGUGCACACUACAUGCUGGGAAGAUAUGCGGAGGCUCUUGAUGGUUACCAGAAGGUCUUGAUGAAGGUGCCUCACCUCACAGACCCUGAUCCUCGAAUUGGUCUUGGAUGCUGCUUGUGGCAGCUGGGCUUCAAGGACCAGGCCAAGGCUGCUUGGGAGCGAUCGCUUGCACUUAACCCCGAGUCCAAGGUCGCCAACAUUCUCCUCGCCGUGUACUACCUCUACGAUAGCUCCCGUCGUUCCACCACCGAUCCCAUGUUCGGCUCUCUCUACAAGGUGGCCAUGACUCAGUAUACACAGAAGGCGUUCAAGCUGGACAAGGAAUACCCCAUGACCUGCGCCUUGUUCGGCAGCUACUUCCUCCUGCGCAAACAAUACCCAACUGUUGAGACCCUUGCCCGCAAGGCUAUCGAACAUACAGACGUGAUGCCCAUUGCCAGUGACGGCUGGUAUCUUCUUGGCCGUAAGGCUCACUACGAAGGUGAUGCCACAAAAGCAACAGAGUUCUACAAUCGCUCCGACCAAGCUCGUGGUGGUGGUGACAAGGGCUACCUGCCUGCCAAAUUCGGCGCUGUGCAGAUGCAGGUGACAAACAAGGACUUUGACGGUGCCAAGUUCCGUUUGGAGAAGAUUGUUCAACAGUCCAGGAACCCAGAAGCCAUGAUUUUGUUGGCAGCGCUGCAUGCGGAGGAAACCUUUGCCCUCCAGAGAUCUGGCAGCAAGGAAGACAAGUCGUCCGAGAUUAAGCGUGCAAUUGGUCUUUUGGAGUCUGUUCGCUCGAUGUGGAAGGAUGAGAAGCUGAAAUUGACACCAGACGAGUCUGUUCUGGUGUAUCUUGCUCGUCUCUACGAGAGCAGCGCUCCGGAUAAGAGCAUGCAGUGUCUUACCCAGCUGGAAGAGCUUCAAAUUGCCGGUAUCCCUGAGAGCGCUCGUCCGGAUAUUGAUAACGCGGAUGAUAUGAAGGCCGCUCUCCGUGAAAGCCUGCCCCCGCAGCUCCUCAACAACAUGGGUUCCUUCCUCUAUCAAAGUGAGAAGAUUGCCCUUGCUCGUGGCAUGUUCCAGUCCGCGCUCAACGCAUGUGUCCAGUCAGAGGAAAGAGAAGACGGAUCCGACAACGACGCCCUUGUCACUACCAUCAGCUACAAUCUGGGACGCACUUAUGAAGCAGCGGACAUGUGGGACGAAGCCAAGAAGGUCUACGAGGGACUUCUGGAGCGUCACAGCAACUACACCGAAGCCAGUGCACGACUUACCUAUAUUGCUCUGCGCCAAAGCCCCACAGACGAGGGCCCGAAGAAGAUGGGCAAGCUCUACGAAGUGGACUCAUCUAACUUGGAAGUCCGGGCUUUGUUCGGCUGGUAUCUCAGCAAGUCCAAGAAGCGCGUGGUCAACCUCGCCGAGGAUCAGGAACAACGCCACUUCAAGCAUACCCUGCAGUACCACGACAAGCACGACCGUUAUGCCUUGACGGGAAUGGGCAACGUGCAUCUCCUAGCGGCCCGUGACAUGCGCCGCGAGACAGAACCGGAGAAGGAGAAGCGCCGCACUACCUACCGACGUGCCGUUGAAUUCUUCGACAAGGCCUUGCAGCUAGAUCCCAAGAACGCCUAUGCCGCGCAGGGUAUUGCUAUCGCUCUUGUUGAUGACAAGAAGGACCACAGCUCCGCCGUGCAGAUCUUCUCCAAGAUCCGUGACACGCUCAAGGAUGCCAGCGUCUACCUCAAUCUGGGCCAUGUCUACGCCGAGCUCCGCCAGUUCUCGCGAUCUAUCGAGCACUACGAGACCGCCCUGGCCAAGGACCGCUCGCGUGAUGUUCAAAUUCUGGCUUGUCUCGGCCGUGUGUGGUGGUUAAAGGGUAAGCAGGAGAUGAACCUGGCUGCGAUGAAGACCGCUCUGGACUACGCCCAGCGUGCCCGAGAAGUCUCCCCAGACCAACUUCACCUGCAAUUCAACGUCGCUUUCGUGCAGAACCAGAUUGCCUCCUUGUCCUACAGCCUACAACCCACGCAAAAGACACUUCAGGAUGUGCAGGAGGCCGCCGAGGGUCUCAAGGAGGCUAUCGAGACCUUCGACCGUAUCUCUAAGGAAAAGAAUCCCCCUUACCCAAGCCAGGCUCUGGAGCAGCGUGCCAACAUGGGUCGCACGAUCAGCAAACAACUGGACCGAGCCAUGCAGAGCCAAAAGGAGUACGAGGAGAAGAACGCCGCUAAGCUCCAACAGGCCCGCGAGGCCCGCGAAGCUGCACAGAAGAAGCGCGAGGAGGAGCUCCGCAAGGCACAGGAAGUCGAGAUGGAGCGCAAGAAGCGUAUCGCCGGAGAGCGCCAGCAAAUGCUUGAAGAGACCCAGCGGAGCGCCGCUCAGCGCGCCGAGGUCGAACGUGCCCGCGAAGAAGCAGAGCUUACAGACGACUCCCAGGGUGACAAGGUCAAGCGCACGAAGAAGAAGCAGCCCUCUAAGCGCAAGAAGAAGGGCGGCGACGACUUCAUCGCCGAUGACGAGGAUCAGGCCGAGCACAGCGCCGAGCCAGAGAGCGAUACCGAGACCGCGCCCAAGAAGCGCCGUCGUCUCGAGCGGAGAUCUGGCGGCAAGGCUACCGCUCCCAAGGCGUCAUCGAACAAAUUCAAGAGCAGCGAGCGCGUCGUCGAUUCAGACGAGGAAGAAGAUGCUCCGACUCCAGGCGAAGAGCAGGAAGAUCUGUUCGGCGACGAGCCAAUGGCGGAAGAAGCUCCUCGUCGACGCGAAAAGGCAUCCCGCCGUAUCGCGGAUGAUGAUGACGACGAGGAAGAGGAAGAGGAAGAAGAAAAGGAAGAGUUGAAGGCCGCAGAGGAAGAAGAGGAACUUUUCGGUGAAAAGGGAGACACAGAGAUGCAAGACUGA